CCUGCCAUAUAGCGCACUUGAAUGUAUUGUACGUCAACUGGCAGACAACCGAAAUGUGGCAAAAUAAGAUGAAUGUAAUUUUUCUUCAAUCUGGGCAACCCUAAUAUGAACUGAGCAGAAAGUGCAGUGUGAUGGUUAUGGUGUUAAUGAUGGAAUCGCAAUGCGAAUACUUUAUGUAUUUCCCGGCCGUCCCCAUCUCAGACCUGUCGGACCCGGCCAAAUACCGGACGCUUCCGCGUCGCAGUCACCUUUAUCUGGGGGAAACUGUGCGCUUUCUCCUGGUUUUGCGCUCGAGCACUACGGCAGCUGAUGGCAGCGGCUCGGAGCAUCACAACAGUCGCUCUUGGAGGGAGCUGGCCGGCUCUCUCUGCGCCGUGGCCAGCGUUAGCCCGGGCGACAACCGACAGCGGACACAGCCUCUGUAUCACGACUACCACAGCAGCGGGGACGAGUGUGUGGAGGAUACGGACGAUGAUGAUGCUGCGGAGGUGGGCUGCGCAGGUAGAGGGGGCCCGAGGUACCGGGGCUUCAGGGAAUGCAAGCCGCUCCUCAUUCACAACAACCCCGGCAACGGCGUGAGGGAAUUCCGCAAGGCUCCUGUGCAGUCUCCUGUAGAUGAGCCAGUUGUUUUAAGUGAUGAGGUCAUCUUCCCUCUGACUGUAUCCCUGGAUAAGCUCCCUGUCAACACUCUCAAAGUAAAGAUAAUUGUGACUGUGUGGAAACAAGAAGAGGAGAAAGCUGAGAUCCAAGAACAUGGCUACCUCAGUAUCCUCCAACAAAAGAGCCCCUGCAUAACGUUCCGCCAGGAUCUAAACACCUUCAAAGCGCAGGUCAGCACCACACUCAACGUCCUGCCCCCUCCCGCGGUGAAGUGUCAGCAAAUGACAGUUUCCGGGAGACACUUAACUGUCCUCAAAGUGUUAAACGGGAGUUCUCAAGAAGAAGUGUGUGUGCGUGACGUCAAAAUUUUCCCCAACUUCAAUGCUUCAUACUUACCAGUGAUGCCAGAUGGCUCGGUGCUGCUGGUGGACAAUGUUUGUCAUCAGUCGGGAGAAGUUGCCAUGGCAUCAUUUUAUAGAAUGGACAGCGAGUCGAGCCACCUUCCCAGCAUGCUCAGUGCUCUAGAGGAGCAGAACUUUCUCUUCCAGCUGCAGCUCAAUAACCAGCCAGAAGAUGAUUCAACGGAGGGACUGGAGGUGCCAUUAGUUGCAGUCUUACAGUGGUCUACUUCUAAACUGCCCUUCACCAACUUUAUCUACACUCACUAUAGUCUCCCCAGCGUAAGACUGGACCGACCACGCUUUAUUAUGACCGCCAGCUGUCCCAGUGCGGUCAAGGCCCGUGAGCAUUUCCGAGUGCGAUAUACCCUCCUCAACAACUUGCAGGACUUUCUGGCAGUCCGACUAGUCUGGACGCCUGAAGGUCGUGGACAGAAAGAGGAUCCUGCAGUGAAUGCAGUGGUGUGUCAUUCUCCUCUCAGUAACCUGGGUUACUGUCGGAAAGGCAGUACCCUCUCCGUCAGUGUGGCUUUCCAGAUACUCCGAGCUGGCCUUUUUGAGUUGAGUCAGCACAUGAAACUGAAGCUACAGUUCACAGCAUCCGUGUCCAACCCUCCCCCUGAUGCCCGUCCUUUGUCCCGCAAGAACAGUCCGUCGAGUCCAGCGGUCAGAGACAUUCUGGACCGACAUCAGGCCAGUCUCAGUCUGGGCCGCUCUCAGUCCUUUUCUCACCAGCAACCAUCCAAGUUUCACCUCACAAGGACAGGCAGUGUUAUGGAGCGCAGGGCCAUCACCCCUCCCGUGGGCUCUCCUGUUGGUCGGCCGCUGUACCUCCCUCCAGACAGGAACAUUUUGUCACUUGACAAAAUAGCCAAGCGUGAGUGCAAGGUGCUGGUUCUGGAUUCACACACCUAAAUGCACACGCACCCAGGGAGAGGAGUUACAGAUAUUCUCAAACUUUGGGGAAGAACCAUGUGUCAUGAUGUAGUGUAAUUGGAAAAAGGGUUUAAUGUCCAUUGUCUUUCAGUUUCCAUUCUGUAGGUAUUUAUUUUGUUCUUUUUACCAGCAUUUAUUGUUUACAUGCUGUACAGUGUGAUUAUUUUAAAUAAUUUCGAUGCAUUUAAUGUUCGGCUACUGACAAUUUUGACUGAAGGAAUGAAAAGAAAGCAUAAACACACAGGGUUUUUAUUGUUUAUAGGAUGUUUCAAGAAGUUCUGAAAGUGAAAAGUGUAUUUAUUACUGUUUAAGGGAAGAAUGGACGGUUACGGUUACCCAGACAACAACAUAGUGUCGGCCCAGAUCCAGAUAGAAUCCACAUGUACCAGAUGUUGCCCGGAUCUGAGCCGACACUAUAUUACUGUCUGGGUAGUCAUGCACAGAUCAAGAUGGAAUCUGUACACUCAGAAAUGUCAGAUUUCUGAAGAAACUAAAGUUUCUUAAAGAAUGUUGGUUUAGUAGUUAAAUAGCUUGGGUAUUUUGGUAAUGUUUUUAGCUAACAAUUAGAGUCUUAACAUUUCAUGAAACCCACUUUGCUCUUCAAAUCCAUUCUGUAAAACUGUUCUCAAAAAUCAGUGCAGACAAUAUGAAGUCAAUUUUACAAUCCUAUUGUAAAAGCAUGCAACAUGCAAAUGUACGGUUUCCCCCUUCUCUGUUUGCUGCUUAGUUUUGGAUGAUUUUUUUUUUAGAUGUCUUUACAUUUCAUUUGUCAACACUGCCAGCAUUGCCCAUGUUUAAUUCCUCUUUGUCAUUUGCAUUCCACUUUGUAAAAGUGAUUUUAAUUUUUUUUCUUAAAUACUUGAAAGAUGGUUCGCAACUUUGUACCUGCAGGCAAUCAGAAAGUUUCUUUAAUUUCCAGUCCUGUACACUGAAAUGUUGUUUUUUUUUUUGGUCUGGCCUUUAUUAUAUCUUGCAGUGAAACUCCAUGUCACAUAUAUUCCUCACUCAGUCAAUAGUCAUACACACUUGUUGUUAAAUUUAUAUUUAUUUGAUGUUUUCAUUGAAUUAUUUCACUGUUGUAAUGUUAACACUCCAGUUCAUCAAGCUGUGUUCAACUUAUAAAGGUUUCCUAUGUAAUCACUCACAACCUUUCAUUGCCUGAGAGCGGAUAAAUCAAGUCACUUCUGGUUCUUGAAGGUGGAGCUUGUGUUAUUGGCUGGUGCCAUUUUAUUUCUGCUCCUCCUUUUAUGGAUUUAGAGACAUUCUGUCACAUUGCUACUACAGUGUGUGUGCUCUCAAAAAUGUGGUCUAAUGUUUUGCUCCAGAAUGAUCUUAUCCCUCUCCCGCUAGAUAUCCAGGAACAAAUUCCCGGUCAGUGUCAGGGCAGAUUCUGGCCAUACAGUACUAUUGAUUUCUAUGCAUUUAAGCUGAACAUUUGACUUUCACAGAGAGCUUCAUAUAUACAACCCCUUUGGCUGUAGUGAUAAUCAAUUAUCAACUGGCGUAAAGUGUCACCCCAUCGAGCCAUUUAAUGGGGUUAUGAUUGAUUUCUUUGCAUCGAUGUUUACAUGUAAGGACUACUGAAUCAUCCUUAGGACUGAAAAAGCUUUUCUUUUGUUGUGGAAUAUUGCACAUGGUUUUAUAAUGUCUCUGAAGAUAGGACCUUGAAUGUUUAAUUUUUUCGAACUAAAAACUUUGGGAAGACUUCUUAUUCUGCAGAAAUGUAAAACACACUGAUCCAAAACCAUAUUGUAGAUAAAAUGUUUUAAUAUAAACACUGUGAUGUUUUUUUUUUUUUUUUUAAAUUCUCAUUUCACUUGUAAUUUCCAUAUUUGCAUCUUGACUAUGUAUUUGUUAUUAUUUUAUAGUGAAAACUUGUGAAGAAAGGUCACUUAGCACAAUUAGACCGUUUAUUGCAGAAGGAAAUGUUCAGAAAACGUUUGGUAUGCUAUUCUCAAAGGCGUCAAUUUAUCACAUUUAAUUUUCAACAAAGAUGUAGAUGAUAUUGUUUUUCUUUUGUUUGUUUUUUUGUAAGCACUUUAUUUACAUUUUUGUAAGUUAUUUUAGAAGAAAUGUUCAAACAAAGGAGCAUUUGCUUUGAGUUAAAACAUUUUCUUUUUUACACGGAACAAUUAUUAAUUGACGUGGCGGGGAUGAGAAAUGCCAACUCUAACCAUUGGAUUUACUCCAAGUCUGUAUAGAUAUACUGAGGUUAGAAGUUGACAAAAGGUGUCAGAGCUGUUGAGUAUUGUGCUUGUAUUGUGUUUUUUGGACUAUUUGCAUUUUUUAAAUGGCAAAGACUUGAAAGAAGCACUCAAUCAUAUAGAUAACUAGUCGACAAAGACAAUUUUUACUUUUCUGCUCUAUGAACUGCUUUGUGCAUUUUUGUUUUUAUACAGCUUUAAUUACAAUGCUGUUUAAAGGGUUAACAAAAGUGUUCAGAGUUGUUGGAAAUGUGUUAUUGGAUUGUUGCACUUGAACAAGCUGAAUAAAAGCAGUCAGGGGAUAAAUUGUCUUGUUAACUUAUUGACAAAAAAUUGCCAUAAAAUGACUGAAAAUAUAAUUUAUUUCAUAUCAGAUGUUCACAAACAUUUGAAAAUUGCAUUGUUUCCCAAAUCAUAUCACAACUCACACCAAUAAUUACAUAAAGUUCAUAAAUAAGUUACUGAAAGGUUGAUAAACUAUUAACAGAGGUUUUGCUGGUUGCUUCGCAAAGACAUUUGAAAGUGAAUAAAUAUUUUUUUCAAAAUCUUUACAUAUCAA
Pimephales promelas (fathead minnow) is the source of this 4697-nucleotide messenger RNA. It is a transcript of the gene trappc14, whose product is annotated as trafficking protein particle complex subunit 14. Gene Ontology annotation, molecular function: alpha-tubulin binding. Gene Ontology annotation, biological process: cilium assembly. Gene Ontology annotation, cellular component: TRAPPII protein complex. The record is from RefSeq and is a predicted model, not a curated record. NCBI's taxonomy places the organism in Eukaryota, Metazoa, Chordata, Actinopteri, Cypriniformes, Leuciscidae.